CGCCUGAGGGAAACCGGAAGUGGCGCGCCGCGGGUGAAAGCUCAGGAUCCUCUGGCAGGGGCCCAGGUGGGGUCCGGGCUGGCUCCGGACCAGACUGAGCAGUCGUGCCGCAGACCGAGCGGGGGUACCAGGAGCGAGCAGAUCGAGGCCGCCGAUGGCCAGGAACCCCUCUGAGAGCACCGGCCCCAUGCACGUGCCUUUUGGGCAUGUUGUGGCCAACGAGAAGUGGCGCGGGUCGCAGCUCGUGCAGGGGAUGCAAGGGAAAAUUAAAAUCGUUUUUGAGGAUGGCCUGACACCGGUAGAUUUUUACUUGUCAAGCAGAUCUUGCAUUCUCUAUGUCACCGAAGCUGAUUUGGUGGCCGGAAAUGGCUACAGGAAGAGGCUUGUUCGGGUUAGAAAUUCCAGUAAUCUUCAAGGGAUUGUAAUAGUUGAGAAAACGCAGAUGAGUGAACAAUACUUCUCGGCCAUACAGAAGUUUACGGUGCUGGACCUUGGGAUGGUGUUGCUUCCAGUGGCCAGCCAGAUGGAAGCAUCCUGCCUUCUCAUCCAGUUGGUUCAAGAACAAACCAAAGAGCCCAGUAAGAACCCUUUCCUCAGUAAGAAACGGGCUCAGAUCCCUGAGCUAUCCCUCCUUCGAACUGUGCAACACAUCCCAGGAGUUGGAAAAGUUAAAGCUCCCCUUCUGCUUCAGAAGUUCCCAAGUAUCCAGCAACUAAGUAAUGCUUCCACCCGAGAACUAGAGCCAGUCGUGGGACAAGCCGUAGCGCAGCACGUUCAAGCGUUCUUCACACGGCCCAGCUGGGACCGCAAGCUACCGGGUCUUGUUUGAUUUUCAUAUUUAAAAAUGGAGAACAAAGACUUUCCUGCCGCAGCACCUAAUGAGUGACUGGGUGAGGCCUACACGGAAGCUGCCAGUUGCCCUGCCUUGCUCUCUGGGUUGGGGCGUUUAAGUUAGUGGGGCUCCCGAUAGCCCGGCCCUCACUCUACUAGUGGAAGAGGAGGUGUGGAGGGCACGCCUGUCCAUACAGCAUGUGACUCUUGAUCUCGGGGUUGUGAGUGAGCCCCACCUUGGGAGUAGCAAUUACUUAAAAAACAAAAUCUUAAAAAACAAAAACAAAAAAACAGGGGCCCCUGGGUGGUACAGUCAGUUAAGUGGGCUCAGAUCAUGAUCUGUUUUGAGAUCAAGCCCCGCAUUGGACUCCAUGUUUAGCAUGGAGUCUGCUUGGGAUUCUCCCUCUCAAAAUAAACAAACAGGGGCACCUGGUGGCACAGUCGUUAAGCGUCUGCCUUUAGCUCAGGUCAUGGUCCCAGGGUCCUGGGAUCGAGCCCCACGUCGGGCUCCCUGCUCAGCGGGAAGCCUGCUUCUCCCUCUCCCACUCCCCCUGCUUGUGUUCCCUCUCUCGCUGUGUCUCUGUCAAAUAAAAUCUUUAAAAAUAAAAAUAAACUAAAUCUAAAAACAAAAACGAAAUCUUUAAAAAAAGAGAGAGAGGGCCCAUGGGGACCUUCCUAAGAGAGUUGAAUAAGGGACUCUCAAAUUCAACAAAAAGCCGGCCCGGGCAUAUUGCCCUGUGUCUAUCAUGGAAAGGUCUAAUCAGAUUUCAGGAGGUAGAUGUGACCAUCUAAAGGAAACAAACCUACAAUGCAGCGCUGUGCUGUGUACCAUAAACCCCUUGUUCCUGGUGGCAGAGCCCGUGUUCUUGCAAUGUGGUCUUCAUAUUACUGUUUUGAGGGUGUUGCCAGUGUAAAUAAACAAUUGUACUGCCUUUUAUCUUCCUUCCUCCCUCCCUCCCCCUUCCUGGUAGCAGCACAGUUUGUCCAUAGUCACUGAGCAUGUCUUCUCAACACAGCCUGGAGUUUGGAGUUCCCUUUUAAAGGUAGAAAGCCAGUGUGUAUGGAGGAAAAGAAUGUGUUUGCCAGUGUAUAGCCCAACCGUGGGAAGAGACAGAGGAAAAUGGCAGGGCAGAUGCAUCCAGAGAGGAGAGCCCCGCGUGGGGAUGAAAAGGUAGUCAGCCACUCAAAAAAGAAAUGCACUUAGCCACUCUGGAAAACAGUAUGGAGGUUCCUCAAAAAGUUGAAAAUAGAGCUACCCUGUGACCCAGCAAUUGCACUACUGGGUAUUUACCCCAAAGAUACAAAUGUAGGGAUCCGAAGGGGUACGUGCACCCCGAUGUUUAUAGCAGCAAUGUCCACAAUAACCAAACUAUGGAAAGAACCCAGGUGUCCAUCAACAGAUGAAUGGAUAAAGAUGUGGUGUAUAUAUACACAACGGACUACUACUCAGCCAUCAAAAAAAAAAAAAAUGAAAUCUUGCCAUUUGCAAUAAUGUGGAUGGAACUAGAGGGUAUUAUGCUAAGCGAAAUAAGUCAGACAAAGAAAUACCAUUUACUUCGCUCAUAUGUGGAAUUUAAGAAACAAAACAGGGUCAUAGGGGAAGAGAGGAAAAAAUAAAAUCAGAGAGGAAGACAAACCACAAGAGUUUGUCUUAAUCAUAGGAAACAAA
This is a messenger RNA of Mirounga angustirostris (Northern elephant seal), 2500 nucleotides long. RefSeq names its product FA core complex associated protein 24 (gene FAAP24). Gene Ontology annotation, biological process: interstrand cross-link repair. Gene Ontology annotation, cellular component: Fanconi anaemia nuclear complex. The coding region runs from base 155 to 829 and encodes 224 amino acids. The transcript has 5 exons. The record is from RefSeq and is a predicted model, not a curated record. Gene Ontology annotation, molecular function: chromatin binding. NCBI's taxonomy places the organism in Eukaryota, Metazoa, Chordata, Mammalia, Carnivora, Phocidae.